This is a messenger RNA of Olea europaea var. sylvestris, 2231 nucleotides long. Its product is annotated as far upstream element-binding protein 1-like. Bases 103 to 2001 code for a protein of 632 amino acids. The transcript has 6 exons. Gene Ontology annotation, molecular function: mRNA binding. Gene Ontology annotation, cellular component: cytoplasm. The record is from RefSeq and is a predicted model, not a curated record. Lineage: Eukaryota; Viridiplantae; Streptophyta; Magnoliopsida; Lamiales; Oleaceae. Gene Ontology annotation, biological process: regulation of gene expression.
CAGCUGAAUAUAAACCGUUUGCCCACAGCCCAAUACUCCACACUCUUCUCUGUCUAGGGUUUCACAAUCCUUAUCCGGAAGUUGCCCAUCCGAGCUUCAGCAAUGGCAGAUGAGGUGCAGUACGCAUCGGGAGGCGGCGAAUCUAACAAGCGCAAGUACGAGGACAACCAGCCGCCGCCAGUGCCACGGAGGCCGACCGGGUUCUCGUCGACGCCGGAGGUGGUCGUCCCGCUUCCGUCGUACAACACCGUGCCGCCUCCAAUGAACGAGAUUGAGCUGGCCAAGCAGAAGGCACAGGAGAUUGCAGCCAGGCUCAUUAACAACGCGGAUGCCAUCAAGAGGGCUAGAGUCGAGAAUGGAUCUGGUAGCGGAGGCUAUGAUUCCAAUGAUGGGGGCACAGGCUUCUCCUCUUCUCCGUUCCCGCCCUCUGGUCAAAAGCCUAUGGGUUUGGGCCUUGGGGGUCCGCCACAAGGUGCAUCAUAUGGUUAUCCCGGUCCAACCAAGAAGAUUGAGAUACCAAAUGGCAGAGUUGGUGUUAUAAUUGGCAAAGGUGGGGAGACUAUUAAGUAUCUUCAACUUCAGUCGGGGGCAAAGAUUCAGGUCACUAGAGACAUGGAUACAGACCCUAAUUCUUCUACCAGAGGAGUCGAACUCACGGGUACACCCGAUCAAAUAGUUAAGGCUGAGCAGUUGAUUAAGGAUGUUCUUGCUGAGGCUGAAGCAGGUGGUUCUGGCACCGUUUCUCGGCAGCUUACUGGACAGCCACCUGGAGCAGAACAGUUUGUAAUGAAAGUUCCUAACAACAAGGUGGGGCUUGUUAUUGGUAAAGGAGGUGAAACCAUUAAGAAUAUGCAAGCAACUUCAGGGGCUCGUAUCCAAGUGAUACCUUUACAUUUGCCACCGGGGGAUAUGUCGUUGGAGAGGACUGUGCAAAUUGAUGGAAGCAGUGAACAGAUAGAGUUUGCGAAACAGUUGGUCAAUGAAGUCAUCAGUGAGAAUCGCCUUAGAAAUCCAGCAAUGACCGGUGGUUAUGCUCAGCAAGGUUAUCAAAAUCGACCUCCUACAAGUUGGGCACAGCCCGGUGCACAAAUGCAGCAACAACCUGGUUUUGGCUAUGCUCAACCCGGUGCAUACUCAGGUCCGUCACAACCCCAAUAUAACACAAAUCAACCAUAUUAUCCCGGUUAUCCUCCUCAACCCACCUCAGGUGGAUAUGCUACCGGCUGGGACCAAACAACUGCUCCACCAAAUCAGCAAGCUGCUCAGGGAGGCGGCUAUGAUUAUUAUAGUCAGCAGCCACCUGCUUAUAGUCAAGGACAAGGCUACUCCCAAGAUAGCUAUGGUGGAUAUAAUUCUACGGUACCUCAAGCUAGCUAUGGUCAGCCCCAGCCAAAUCCCGUUCCGGGCUAUGAUCAGCUGCAACAAGGUUACAAUUCUACCUAUGGUAAUGUUUCAAACCCAACAUCCGAUGGCCAGACCUCUGCAUAUGGAACCACAGGCGACACCAUUGAUGCACCUACAUCUGGCCAGUCUGGUUAUGGGGUCCCCCCGACCUCCCAGGGUGCUUAUGGAGCCCAAACCCCAACAGGUUAUGGCCCUCCUCAAAGUCAAAAACUUCCUAGUCAGCCAGCUUAUGGGCAGCCACAGCAGUCACCAAGUGCCCAAGGAAGGUAUUCUCAGCCUCAGGUGCAGCCCAGCUACGCUCAGUCUCAGCCUCCACCCACUCAACCGGGUUAUCCCCAAUCAGAUUCCAGUAUCCAGCGACCAUCAUCGGGCUAUCCAACAUCUCAGCCAGGGUACGGUCCCCCACCUUAUGGAGCACCUCCCACACAACCGGGGUAUGGUCAACAGCAGCCACCACUGCAUAACACAGCUUAUGGUGGUGGUCAUUCCCAACCUCCAGUUUACUCCGCUGAUGGUGCACGUGGAACUUAUGAUGCAGCUCCAACCUCUCAAACUGUCCAGCCUAGUGGAUCUGCUAAAGCCUCACCGCCUAGUUGAUGUGUCAUGUCUAUGAUACUUGGGUAUAUGCCGUGAUCCCAUAAAUGGUAAGCAUAUGGUUUAAAUGAGGUCUACUCAAGUAUAGUAGAAUCAGAGAAUUGAAUUUGCUAUUUUUUUAUCGUGUUUUUUUAAUAUGGGAUUCAGGUAUCUUUUCGCUUUGUAUUACCAUUAUCCUUAGCUAUCAUUGCUCAUCGUGUUAUGGAUAUAAUUGCUCUAGAUUAUGUUUCAUU